AUGUAUUUUAUCUUUCUUUCUUUCUUUCCUUCGUAUUUUUUCAUUCUCAUCUUGACCUUUGAUUCUUUAACUUAUUUUUUCUUUCUUUCAAUCAUUCAUUCUUUGUUUUUUUGCUUUGUUUAUUUCGUAAUAUUCAUUGUUCUUUUUUUCCACUAUACUUUCUAUUUUCAUUCUUUCGUUCCUUUUAUCUUUUGGCCUUUUUAUUCAAAUAUCCUUUCUUUAUUUUAUUUUUCUUUUGUUGCUCAUUCUUUUCUUAUUCCUUUUCCUUCUCAUGUUGUUAUUUUUUCAUUCGUUUUUUCUUUAUUUGUGUGUUUUGUUUGUCAGUAUUUUUCACAAAUGCCUUUUUCACGCAUUUAUUUUUUGUGCUUAUUCGUUCAUUUAUUCACUCAUUCUUUCUUUCAUUCAUUCUUUUCUUCAUCCGUUUUCAUGGAUCUUUCUCUGUUUAUUCUUUCUUUCGAACUCCCGUUCAUUCAUUCUUUUGUUCUUUCGUUUAUUUUUUUUUUCAUCUUUUUUUGUAAAUACCCUUUUUUUUCUGCGUUUUUAGCACUCAUUCAUUCAUUCAUUCAUUCAUUCAUUAAUACAUUCUUUCUUUUUUCUUUCAUUCAUUCGUUCGUUCGUUUUGUCUUUCCAUCAUUUUUUUAA
Messenger RNA from Acanthosepion pharaonis, 642 nucleotides. NCBI's taxonomy places the organism in Eukaryota, Metazoa, Mollusca, Cephalopoda, Sepiida, Sepiidae. The record is from the annotation of a GenBank genome assembly.